AUGGCCCAGUCCCCUCCUCUUCAGAACCUCCCGGGCCACGACCACUGGAUCUUCCCACAAGGUUGGGGCUGGGCCGGCCACUCCGACUCCACGUCUCCGGCCUCCUCCUCGGACUCGUCGGGCUCGUGCCCUUGCGACGGCGCCCGCAGGCCCCCGCAGCCCGCUCCACCGGCCCACAGCGCCCAUGCCGCACAAGCCGCCCCGACGGCGCCGCGACGUGUGCGCUCCGGACCCGCCGGCGGGCAGCGGCAGAGCGCCAGCGAGCGCGAGAAGCUGCGCAUGCGCACGCUCGCCCGCGCGCUGCACGAGCUGCGCCGCUUUCUGCCGCCGUCCGUGGCGCCCGCCGGCCAGAGCCUGACCAAGAUCGAGACGCUGCGGCUGGCCAUCCGCUACAUCGGCCACCUGUCGGCCGUGCUGGGCCUCAGCGAGGAGAGCCUGCAGCGCCGGCGCCGGCGGCACAGCGACGCGCCGCUCCCUCGGGGCUGCCCGCUCUGCCCCGACGGCGGCACCACGCAGGCGCAGACGCAGGCGCGCGGCCCGGGCCUGGGCUCAGCCACCGGCGCCGCGGCGUCCUGGGCAUUCCCGCCAGCCUGCCCCGAGGCCCCGGCGGCGCCAGAGGUCCUGGGGAACAGGAUCCCCGACAUGGGUCCCUGGGUGACACCGCCUGACUGCCCUGGGAUGCAGUCGCCCCCACAUCUGUCCCAAGGGAGAGCCCGCGACGCGGCCCUUUGGACGCCGCCCCAAGUCUUUUCGGGAACCCAGACGUCCCCAGAGUCCAGGAACUACGCCACGCCCUGGACGCCAUCCCCCUCGCCCGGGGAGCUGGCUGCAGUGUACCAGGGUAUCUCUGUGUCUCUGGAGCCCUGUCUGUUGCCAGAAACCCCACCCCUCCUGCCCCACCCAGCAUGCCAGAGACUCCAGCCUCAGACCCAGUGGGGAUGCUGGAGCCGCAGUGCAGAGGUGCUCCCCAGCUCAGAGGACCAGGGACCAGGCCCUGCCUUCCAGCUCAGUGAUGAAAGCCCUCCCCAGAGCUCAGGCCUGCGUCUCAGUGGCUGCCCUGAACUUUGGCAAGAAGAUCUGGAGGGGCCCCACCUGGGCAUCUUCUAA
Molecule: messenger RNA, 1107 nt
Organism: Ceratotherium simum simum (southern white rhinoceros)
Lineage: Eukaryota; Metazoa; Chordata; Mammalia; Perissodactyla; Rhinocerotidae
Gene: MESP2
Product: mesoderm posterior bHLH transcription factor 2
Biological process (GO): heart morphogenesis; mesoderm formation; somite rostral/caudal axis specification
Cellular component (GO): nucleus
Molecular function (GO): RNA polymerase II cis-regulatory region sequence-specific DNA binding; protein dimerization activity; DNA-binding transcription factor activity, RNA polymerase II-specific
Source: RefSeq, a predicted model, not a curated record